CAUUUUCUGUCUUUCAGUUUUUCGAAAAAAAAAAACAGAAAAUGUUUUCGUUAAUUAACAACCCCAAAGGCCAAAGUGCUGACAAAAUUAACACAAAAACCCAGCUUGGGACCAGCUGGGUCCGUUUCGUACAGGUCUAGGAAGGAUUACUAAACUAGAGAAUGUGUUCGGAUCGGGUGGGGCAAUUGCGCCAUGAAAUUAUGGUUGAGAUUGCAUCUGGAUGGUCGAUGGAGUACCCAAAUAACUAAAGACAACACACCCAAACCGACAAAAGACGAAAACUUGGGACUUCUUUAGUUGCUGUAUACCUGCAGUGUGUGUGAGAGUUAGUUGCUACCCAUAAAAACCAUGGACGUCUAAAGCCGGAGUUCCAGCCAAAACCGCCCUUUCUUUAAGCAUCGUUUGGCUCACCAUUCUGCUUUAUCCUGUCAAGAAAUCAUGGAUGCUGUAAAGGAGCAAUCUUUGGCCAAACAGAAUGUUGAAGACUCUUCCUCCACACCAGCUCCGCCGCCGCUGCCGCCUCCUUCUCCCGGGCCGCCACCUUUUCCUCCUAGAAAGGUAAAUGAAUCGAGUGAAAUCAUGGAGGAGCAGUCUCUAAAUCUGAAUGAGAAGAGGAAAAACUUCAUUUUGGAGAUACCCAAAAGAUCGGUUGAGGAAGCAUCAGAAAAUUCUUUGAGGUCACCUAUACCCCUAUCACCAAAUCCAAAAAGAGUGAACUUUUCUCCUUUACCGAGCCCUUGCCAUGAUAAAACAGAUGGGUCUCCAGGUCCAUCAUCUAGGGGUAAAUCAUUGAUGAAAAAUUUUAUUCCUAAAAUAAACUUCAAAUUCCGGAACACAACACUAGACAUUGAAAGGGCUGCUAUCCUAGCUCUUGGUGGGUCCCCGGUGAGACAAGAGAAACCUUCUCUAUUUAGCCAACUCUCUGUAACUAAGAUUUUCAAUCAACGACUGAAAAGAACAUCAUCAUUGCCUGUAAGUCCAAUUGCACACUCAAAUCCUGAAUCAACCCAUGGAGGAAGUUCUUCAACUAAAGUGGGUAUGGAGUACCCAAUACACAGAUCACACUCAGUUCCUGAUUUAAACAAAGAUGGAAGCUCAAGACAAGGACAUAUAGGGAGCCUAUAUCGUGUCAUUCCCUCAACUAGCCCUCAAGUUACAGCCCAGUCUAUAACUACAGCUAAAGGUGCUCCAGCUGAUGAUGGAAACGAGAAUUUGGGUGAAGACAUCACUCAAGAAGAUGCAGUAUGCAGAAUAUGUAUGGUUGAGCUUGGGGAGGGUACGGACACCCUAAAGAUGGAAUGUAGUUGCAAAGGUGAACUAGCCCUAGCCCACAAGGAGUGUGCUGUGAAGUGGUUUAGCAUAAAAGGGAACAAAAUCUGUGAUGUAUGCCGGCAAGAGGUUAAGAAUUUGCCCGUCACGCUUCUAAAGAUUCAAAACAACUUAUCAGGGUUUGGAGUGGCACAGGCUGCUAUUCUUCAAUAUAGGAUUUGGCAGGAUGUUCCUAUUCUUGUUAUUGUCAGCAUGCUUGCCUACUUCUGCUUCCUAGAGCAACUUUUGGUUGCUAAAAUGGGGUCUGGUGCCAUUGCAAUAUCUCUUCCAUUUUCAUGCAUAUUGGGUCUCCUUGCAUCCAUGACAUCCACUACUAUGGUGAGGCGGAAAUAUGUGUGGGUGUUUGCUACAAGUCAGUUUGUUUUGGUGGUUCUUUUCGCGCACAUUUUCUAUUCACUGCUCCACAUCCAAGCAGUUUUAUCUGUUCUUCUGGCGUCAUUUGCGGGUUUUGGUGGGGUAAUGUGUGGAACGUCAAUCCUCUACGAACUUACAAAGUGGAUGAGGUUGCAGUUUUCGUCGGAUCAACAACCUUCUCAGAGGCCCGAUCGGGCUUCAGAAUCCAAUCUCACACCUCAAAGUGACCACCAUCCAGUUGACAUUGAAAGUGGGAAUGCUGGAGCAGAACAAGCCAGACUGUAAAUAUAUUAUUCAUAUACGCGAGUCAUAUGCAUACCUACAUAUGCUUAUUUGUCAUUGAAAGUUAUUUUGGAAUCUGCUGAUGACAAGAUAUUUGUAAAUUUUCCACCUAAGUAAACAUAUGAGGCCUUGUUGUUUUUUAUAUACCCGUAAUUUUUUUUACUCCUUCCUGGUUUAUUUCGUUUUUGCAUUCCUAGAGGAAGUCCAGCAAAAAUUGGGUGCAAUAGAACAUUGAUACCCUCUUUUCUUUGUAUAGCAUAGUUAGUUCUACCUAAUCGAAUUGAAACAUUCUGUCCAAUAUAUGUGAUAGGCGAUACAAUGGUGCAUGUAAUAAAUGUUUGAUGGUCAUGCAAAGCAAACGAAACAGCUGUUUAA
Cuscuta epithymum is the source of this 2340-nucleotide messenger RNA. NCBI's taxonomy places the organism in Eukaryota, Viridiplantae, Streptophyta, Magnoliopsida, Solanales, Convolvulaceae. The record is from the annotation of a GenBank genome assembly.